AUGUCUAGUGGAUUCCAGGUGCUACUCGAUGAAUUCGAUAAGAGCAAGAUUUUUGAUUAUCUCAUUCAAUUAAAUAGCAAGUUGCAAAAUUAUAUAAAAGAAGAGGAGUUAAAUUAUGUUGAAAGUUUAGAUGAAUUGACUAAAAUAGUUUCUAAGUUUGAUAUAACAAUACCAACUGUGAAGCAAUAUAAAUUGAAAGAUUCCAAUGAAGUUAAGAAUUAUGAGUUUUACCAGGAUGAAAUCUCGUUGAAUAUCUUCAAAUUAAUUUCGAAAAAUUUAGUUUUAAUAUUUCAUGAAUUAUCAAACAAAAUCUUUGAUUUUACCAAUGGCUUGUUAAAUCAUUUGAAUUUGAAUGAUCUUGGUGAAUUGAGUCCAAUAGCUAAAGGAUCUAUAGUGAUAUUGAUUGAUUUAUUCGAAACUUAUCCCAAUUCUCUCAAUUCAUUGAUAAAUUUUUCAAUUACUCAAAUUUAUAAGAUUUUAAAGAAAAAUUCAAAUAUAAAUGAUAAUUUAAUAGCUUUAUUACACUCCAUCACCAAAAAUGCAGUUAAAUCUGAUAUAGAUGAUAAAUUCCAAGCUAAAUUGAUUAAACUAAUUAACAAAAAUAUAAUAAAUUUGAAUAUCUCAUAUGAUUUAUCAACUUCAGAAUUAAAUGAUUCAAUGUCAACAAUACUAUUAAAGAGAAAUUAUAUUUUGUGUUUGAAAAAUUUACUCAUCUUAUCAUGUCAAACUAAUUAUGAAGCUUUAUUGGAGUUAUCUACUUCUUCAACUUCUGCAGGUUCAAAAUUAAAACCUGAUACUAUAAUGUUACAGCAACAUCAAUUUCAAAUGAAUCUAUUAUUGUCAAAUGAAAAAUUAAUUCAUUAUGGUUUGUCUAAUUACUCAAAAGAAAUUAGAGUGGCUACAGUUGAGUUAUAUUCGUAUUUAUUAAUGAAUUUUAUAUCAACUGGUAAAUUUGACCCAAUCGAUUAUUUGAUAAAUCAAUUCAAUUUCCCAGAUUUGAAUAAUUGGGAUCAAUCUUUAAGUGCUACAAUUGAUCCAGAAACUGAAGCAGUCAAUAUCGAAAUCAAAAAGGACAAAAACUUAAUUAACUCUCAUGAUAGUGAAAGUAUUAUUCAUCAAAAUACUGAAAAUUUAUUAUUUCAAACAAGUAUUAUAAAAACUUUAAUAAUUUAUAUCCAAUUACAACAAUUUCAAUAUUCUGAUUUUUUAUCGGUUAACUUGAUUAAUAUCUUAGAUUUAAUCUUAUUCAAAUUUAGUGAAUUAAACAAUUUGCCAAAUCAUUUCCAAAAUCAAUAUUGGAACAAAGUGUUAAGACAAUGGGUUUUAUUAGUGGACUAUCUAAUUAAAGAAUGUGGUUCUUCGUGUCAUGAAACAUUAUCCGAAUAUAUUUACUUAAAAUUCUCUAAAAAUUCAUCUUCCUUAGUUCAAAAUGAUAAUGAACCCUCUGGUAAAGUAACUAAAGAUAGAAAACGUGAUUCAAGUGUAUUUGGAUUGAAAACUAAUAAAUCUAGUUCAAAAUCGUCUAGAAAUAAAAAUAAUAAUAAAUCUAUCUCACCUUUAUUCAAUCCUUAUCAAGCUGCUUUAAUGCUACAUAUUAUUGAAUUGCUUUUACCAUUUGGUACUUCUUUUAAUCAUACUUCUAAAAAUGAUGAUGAUGAAUUGGCAAUUGAUGAAGCAGAAUCAACAAUGGUUGAUGAAGAAGAAAAUCAAAGACGUGAAGAAAAACCAUUCUUGUCUGAUUUAUUAUUGAAAUUAAUAAUAAAUAGAAGUGAUUAUAUCAGAGGUUAUGCUUUAAACACUUUAUUAAAAUAUGCUUUGAAUAAUGAAGUUGAGAUCAACCAAAUCAUUUUAAAAGUUUAUAACAUCGUCAAUCAUGAAUUUGCCUCGCUAGGCUCAGAUGAAGUGAACUCAGAUGAUUCUACUUCUUCAUUUGCUUCUGUGAAAAUCAUGAAUAAUUCUUUGGCACUUUCUUGCUUGAUCAAACAAACUGAUUCUAAACUAUUACAAAACUCCACCAUAAUGAAAAUUUUAAGUUUCUGCACUCAAAAUUUGAAGCAUAAUAAUACUAAUAAUCAAUCAAAUUAUUUGAAAAACUCUGCUUGUUGGAUCGUAUUAUCGUCUUUGGUAACAUUUUAUAAUGAAUCAGAGUACAUUAGAUUGAAUUCCUCGCAAUUCUUAGUUUUUUGGAAAAAUUUAUUGACUUCCCAAUUUAUCAGUUCGUCAGUUGAAUCAACCACUCAAGAGGGUCAAAGAAAGUCUAUUUUCGAAAAUUUGAAAUUACGUAAUUCAAGUUUGGUGUGUUUAUUCAAUUACUUGAAUUCUAUCGAAUUAUCCCCUGAAUCUUUGAAACAAGUUCAAUUUUUGUUGACUAAAGCUUAUAAUUACCUAACUUAUUUAGAAAAUAACAUUGAAGGUGUUGGUUCUUUGACAAGUUUUAAUGAUGAAAAUUUCAAUAAAAAUGAUUUUAACCCUAACAUGACAAAUAACUUGAUCUAUACAAAUUACACAGGUAAUAAAAAGCUAUCUUUCGAUCGCAUGAUUACUAGUUUGAUUUUAUAUGGGAAAAAAAUUAUUUUACAAAGUUUUACAAAAUUAUCAACAUUAUUAAAGCUGGAUGCAAAUUCUCAUAUGGUUAUAUUUCUUUUGAAAGUUUUCAGUGAAUCAAAGAUUUUCUCUAGAAUUGGUGACAAACCAAAGGACCAAUCAAAAAAUAAAGCUUUAACAACAAGGGUCAGUGAUUUUGAUUCAACUGUACCACUUUUGGGUGAAGAGUAUAACUAUUCGUUUGGGGUAACCAGUAAAUUCCAUGUGUCCACAGCUAAUAUUGAUGAACUAUUAAUUAAACUUGAUAUUGAUAGCCGAAUUGAACUGGGACUUUAUUAUAAGGAUUCUUUCACGACAGAUAGGAUCAAUUAUCCGAAAAGUUCCAUCGAAAAAGAAUCUGAAGUGAAUUAUAAUUGUUGGUUCGAUAUACUAGAAUCAAUUGUUUUCGAGUCUGUGGAUCAUAAUAUCAAUUAUGAUUUGAAUGUCUUUUUGAUAAAACCUUACUCAUUAUUUUAUCGUGAGUCAACUAACUUGUUGACGUCUUUGGUGGAUUUGUCGAUUGAACUUUUCCAAUUAGUCUUUCCUCAAUUAAGUUUGAAAAUUCAAUCAUCUUUGCUCGAACAAAUGAGGAACUCGUUAACUUCCAAAACUAUUGAUCCUUUAAGAUACAAGGCUAUUUCCAUCAACAUUUCCGUUGCCCUUCAUGGCUUGUUGAAUAAUGCAACCAGAAAAAGGAUUCAAUUAGAUAAAGAUCUCGUGAGUACUGUUUUAGAUAUUAUUGACAAAAUUCACGGCAAUCAUAAACAAUUGGUUUUGAUUAACUCUGACACUAUUGGUAUGGCAUUGUCCAUGAUUUCCAAGGCUUCCAUCAGUGAUCAUAUUUCUAAGCACAUUAAGGAAAUUGUGAAUGAUAUUGAUCCAUACAAAAGAGGUAAGUCUAUUUUAAUCCUAUCCAAAAUAUAUGAACAUGCACACGUUGGAUUCAAUGACAUUUAUAAUGUUAUCUCGCAACUUUUGAAUGAUCCAAAUCCUAUUGUUUAUCAUUAUUCAUUGAACGCAGCUAGCGUUUUACUUGAAAAUAACUUAACAAAUCAUCAAUUUAUUGGUGACUUGAUUGACACAUUACAUUCCAAUUUUUUGAAUGAUCAUUUUAGUUACAGUAUCAAAAACAGAAUAUUGGUGAACUUGAAUGUGAAAUUUGGAACAAUUGGUUUGACUACUAAAUUGUUAAAGCUAUCCAUCACUGCCUUGGGACCUAAUUUGCGCGAUCGCUCUACAUCGAGCCGUUCUAAAAUUAAAAAUCUAAUUAUUGCCUUGAGUUCUGGUAUUGGUUGUUUGACAGUAGAUGAUUAUCUUGAAACAUUUGGCCAAUUACUAGGUUUAUUACAAGAAUUAGUUAUAUUUGAUCCGACUUUGAUUGAAGGAGAAGUUGAAUUUUUCACUGAUUUGCUUAACCUUAUCAUAACGAAAAAUAUCAAGAUUGGUUUGGUUGUCACAAGUCCAACCUCAAUCAAUAAGGAUGCUAUUUUUUCUUUCAACAGCAGCUUUGAAUUAUACAGAUCAGCAUAUGACUGUUAUACUGAACUUAUCAAAGUUUUUGGGGUUCAAGUCUUGAAUAAGGAUACUGUUAGGUUGUUAUGGAUUUCAAUGAAUUUGAGGCCCUGUGAUUCAUUAAAAAAGUUGAUAAAGUUGUGGUUAGAAUCAAGUUUAGACAUGAACUGGUUUGUUCAAUUGAAUAAUUUAUAUAAAGUUUCCUCGAAGAAACUCAUUGGACCAUUCAUUGAAAAUAAUUAUCAACAAAAGUUAUUACCUUUGCAACAAAGACAAAAGAAAAAAUCACGUAAUCAAAUAGAUUUUAAAGAUGAAGAAGUCGAGAGUAUUGUCGCUGAAGAUGAAGAUUUGUCUGAUAAGAAUGAGCCAAUUACAUGGGAAUUUAAAUUGUUCAUAUACGAUUUGCUUAACAUUUUACUUAAUGCAGCCCAUAGAAAUCCAAAAUUACUUGAUCAGUUGAAACCAAAGAUUCAAGAAAUAGUCAAAAUUUCAUUUUUAGGAUCCACUUCAUCAAUUCCAAUUAUAAAGUUGAGAGGUGCAAAUCUUUUAGAUACCGCUUUAGGUCUUUUCGGACAAUUGGCAGAUCCGUUAUAUCCUGGAGUUUCGAUUUUAGAACAACAGCAAGCACAGAUCAUUAGUGCAUUAAUUCCAUGCUUCAGUCCGGAUAGUGAUGCAAAAGUUAUUGUUAAUGCCAUUAAUGUUGGAUCGAAAUUUAUUAAUUUACCAAGAAUCAAAUUUUAUUCGAAGCAGAGAAUUUUGAAAACUUUAAUUUAUUUAUUAGAAGAAAUCUCAUCUAAUAAAUUCCUCAAGUUUGGUUUUUUGGAGCAUAUGUCUGAAUUCAGUAAAAAAUCUAUUCAAUUAUCGAUUCUUAAUUGUUGGGCGUUGUUGAAAAUAGACUCCGAAGAAGAUGAAUCGACCGAACCAGAGUUGAAAGAAACUUUAGAGAAAUAUUCAACACUUUUAACCUCUUUAUGGAUAUUGGUAUUAAGGGAGCUUUCGUCGUUGAAAUAUAAUGAAAAUUCAACGAGAGAAUUAGAACUAUACGAUGAUUAUUGGAUUAACUUUGUUAGUGUAUUGAGUUUACAACUAGAAAAGGAUGAUGAAUUCAUCAAAACUUAUUUGGCAGAGGAUGAAAGUAAUUUCUUUUUCAUUUUGUUUAGUCAAUGUGUUGAAUCUUUAAUUAAGAACAAAAAUGUUGAAGAGAUUUUAAUCUCAUUGAAUAGACUAGUUCAAAAUUCCGAAUUGGUUGAGAUACUAUUCCAUGAUGAAAUAUUUGGGGAGAUAAUUGAUUUGUUUGAUAGAUUGAUAUUGAUUGAUGAAAACACUGAAGUCAAAUGUAAUGUAUUAGAAAUAAUCAGUACUAUAUUCCAUACAUUCUUGAAUAACCAAAAUGGUGAAGACUUAACUAAAUCAUUUGAUAAGUUAUUUGAGUUAAUUAGAGUUACCAUGUCACCUUUGUUUAGUAUAUUACCAUUUUUAAGAACUGAUUUUGAUCCAACCAGUGAAACUCAACAAUUUUCUUUGAAAUAUUGUGAUAGUGGACCAAAUUUAUUAAUCUUGAAGAAAGUAUUUUCAAAAUUAGUUGAUAUGAUUAAUAAAUUUCCAAAUGUUGUUAAAGUUGAUUUAUAUUCGUGUGUUUUAUUUAUUUUUGCCAAAUUUUAUGAAUAUAAUAAUGAAUUGUUGAAUUCUAUUUUACUCCCACAUUUAAAGCAAAUUAUUCUUGAAUCUAAAAAAUUUAAUCUCGGGUUGGUAGAUAAAUUUUAUAACAUCAUUCAAAAGUAUUAUAAAAUCAGUCCAGCAAAUAAUUUUUCCGUCUUGACGUCUUUGAUUCUAAUCACCAGUGGUGACAUUCGCUUAAACGAAGAAGAUUCGGAACAAUUAAGCUGUUCUUUAAUUGAAAUGUUAGAGAGCCCAGAACUAGCACCAAGGGGUAUCCAAUGCAUCAAAUCAUUGAUUCAAUACUCUUCUCUACAAUCAGAUGAUAUCUUAGUUGUUAAAAAAUUGAUCAAAGAAAUCAUCAAGUCCUUAGUUGCUAACAAGAACGAACACAAGAUUGAUAUCAAAGUCUCUUUUGAAAUACUUUUCAUGUUUAGCAAAUUAGAGAAUCAUGAUGAAUCAAAAUCAACUUUACUUUUCUCAAUCUUGAUCCCCCUCCUACUUUCUUACAACAAGGCCGAGAACGGAAACGAUCCUGCCUUGGAUAAAGCUUACUUGAAUGAAAAAUUGUUGAAUUUAAUAAACCAAAAUCCAGCAGCUUUCAAAACCGUUUUAAACUCCGCCUUAUCAGAUGAACAAAAACAACUUACUGAACAAUUAGUGAAGUUUAAUCCAAACACCGUUGAGACUCCGGAUGUUGUUGAAGGACAGUCCGAGAUUCAGCUUAAAACUUUCGGGGUUUGA
Messenger RNA from Hyphopichia burtonii NRRL Y-1933, 6495 nucleotides. RefSeq lists its product as uncharacterized. Gene Ontology annotation, biological process: retrograde transport, endosome to Golgi; endocytosis; intracellular protein localization. Lineage: Eukaryota; Fungi; Ascomycota; Pichiomycetes; Serinales; Debaryomycetaceae. Bases 1 to 6495 code for a protein of 2164 amino acids. The record is from RefSeq and is a predicted model, not a curated record. The transcript has a single exon. Gene Ontology annotation, cellular component: endocytic vesicle; membrane; Golgi apparatus.